Messenger RNA from Mobula hypostoma (lesser devil ray), 1052 nucleotides. RefSeq names its product neurogenin 3 (gene neurog3). The coding region runs from base 91 to 762 and encodes 223 amino acids. Gene Ontology annotation, biological process: sensory organ development; axon development; forebrain development. Gene Ontology annotation, molecular function: DNA-binding transcription factor activity, RNA polymerase II-specific; protein dimerization activity; E-box binding. The record is from RefSeq and is a predicted model, not a curated record. The transcript is spliced from 2 exons. Gene Ontology annotation, cellular component: nucleus. NCBI's taxonomy places the organism in Eukaryota, Metazoa, Chordata, Chondrichthyes, Myliobatiformes, Myliobatidae.
CAGAGGCCCCGGGGGCAAGGACAGGCGCGUGCCACUGCCCGGGACACCCUUCUGCCGGCAGGCUCCCUCUCUUACCGGCCGCUGCUCAGGAUGCCUCCUAAAACCGAUUGCUCGCCCCUGUCCUUCACCAGCGACCGGGGACAAUUCUCUCCUCUCUCCGAGGACGACAGCAGCUCAUUCGAGUGCAGCAGUGUGGUUCUGUCACCGGAGGGUACUCCGACUCCCCGCCUGGGCUCCGGGGACAAGGCCGGAGGUUUGCGCAGCCGGAAGGACGGGCAGGGCACCUCGGAGAGCAGGAGGAAGAAAACGAGGAGCCGCGCCAGGAUUAAGAGCGAGGCCUCGGCCAUCAGGCAGAGGAAGAACCGGCGCAUGAAAGCUAACGACCGGGAACGCAACCGCAUGCAUAACCUGAACGAUGCGCUGGACGCGCUCAGGUGCGUCCUGCCCACAUUCCCGGACGAUGCCAAGUUGACAAAAAUCGAAACGCUCCGCUUCGCCCACAACUACAUCUGGGCACUGACCGAAGCUCUGAGGAUGGCUGAGCAAGGGCGACAGGCUUACGCGCCGAACAGCAGAGGACCCUCCUUCGAGCUAGCCAGCUCCCCGGGCCUCUGCCCGCCCUCGCCCUCCUCCUCGGACUGGGAAUGCCCACACUCCGCCGAGUCUCUGAGCCCCCACAGCUCGGCAGACGAAAUGUUCGUGUCGGCGCAGCAGGAGCGCACGCACUCCCUGCACAGCCCUCCCUUCGCCGGCUUCGUUUGACUCUUCUCGUGAUAUCGUUGUGUAGUUACGCGCCGGCCUUUGGCGCGUCGAUUGUAGAAAAUACUGUUGCCCCCCUCGCCUCCUCCCGCGGGGCUGAGAGCGGCGCUGAAACCCGACUUGCCUUAUUGUCCCGGAGUAGUUGGCCUCCUGAUCAUUGCACUUUCCCCUGAAGUUAAGAAGCGAACUCAUCUGUAGAAUGUCACCGUGCGAUGUGGAGGAUGCUGCGGUCCCCCACGCCGCUAGAUUAGCAAAGAAUUGUGGAUUCUCUCCCGAAUGUGACUGAGAGGUGG